Ceratina calcarata is the source of this 1220-nucleotide messenger RNA. It is a transcript of the gene rush, whose product is annotated as pleckstrin homology and FYVE domain containing family member rush hour. Gene Ontology annotation, molecular function: metal ion binding; phosphatidylinositol binding. Gene Ontology annotation, cellular component: early endosome. Gene Ontology annotation, biological process: endosome organization; endosome to lysosome transport. Bases 258 to 1013 code for a protein of 251 amino acids. The record is from RefSeq and is a predicted model, not a curated record. The transcript has 8 exons. NCBI's taxonomy places the organism in Eukaryota, Metazoa, Arthropoda, Insecta, Hymenoptera, Apidae.
GUGUUUCAUUUAUCAUCAUUUAAUUAAUGUUAUAUGCUUAAUUUCAAGUUUAAUUUAUUCCUAAUAUUUGACUUUGAUACUUGUAGUAUUUGUUCUAGUUGCUGAAUUAGAGAAUUGCUUACAUAUCCUACGAUUCAUAGAGUUGUUUCGGAUAACGGUGUAACUCAGUGGCCCGUGUUUUUGACAGUUAAAUUAAACACGUAGGAUAUGAAGUAUCUAAAAGAAUAAAUAGCGAGGCUAAUGCCAGGCGUAUUGCUAUGGUCGAAAACUGCUUUGGCAGUUCUGGCCAGUCACUUGCAGUACCUGGAAGAGUUCUAGUUGGAGAAGGGGUAUUAACAAAAAUGUGCAGGAAAAAGCCAAAACCAAGACAGUUCUUUUUGUUUAAUGAUAUACUGGUUUACGGUAACAUUGUAAUGAACAAAAAAAAGUACAACAAACAACACAUUAUACCACUUGAAGAAGUCAAACUUGAAUCUUUAGCUGAUGAUGGUCAAUAUCGUAAUGGCUGGCUUAUAAAAACAGUAACAAAGUCCUUUGCUGUUUAUGCUGCUACUGCAACAGAGAAACAAGAAUGGAUGGCUCAUAUUACAAAAUGUAUCGAGGAUUUGUUAAGAAAAAGUGGUAAGAAACCAGUCGAAGUUCAUGCAGCGGUUUGGGUCCCAGAUAAUGAAGCUACAAUUUGUAUGCACUGUAAUAAAACGCAGUUCACAGUCCUGAACAGACGGCACCACUGUAGGCAAUGCGGAGCUGUUGUUUGUGGACCAUGCAGUAAUAAAAAAUUACUGCUACCUGGACAAGGAAAUGGAAAAGCAGUUCGAGUUUGCUUGCAAUGCUAUGAUGCGGCUAGUAAAGUAAAGGCAUCAUGUCCAUCUACUGUUGAUAGCUUAAAUAAUAAGGAUCAACAACGUAAUUCUGCAGAUAGUUCAGGAGGUGACAGUUCUGGUGAUGACGAUGAUGGCAAUAAAGAGGAAAAUCAUGAUGAGCCUAAAUUUUAUUCUACACUUGCCCGAUGAAAUUAAUCACACUACAUUGAAUUAUGACAUAUUACAUUGAACAGCAAUAUAAACAGGACUACUAUUCAGAACUAUAUUUUUAAAAGUCAAUAAUUUUAAGCUGUCAAUGAUAUUAACAAUGAUAGUAAUUUAAAGAUUGUUAAUGCUAAUCUUAAAUUAUAUUUAUGCGAUGAUUUAAGAAAGAAACACGUCUGUGUAUAAAUAAUU